Molecule: messenger RNA, 3287 nt
Organism: Varanus komodoensis (Komodo dragon)
Lineage: Eukaryota; Metazoa; Chordata; Lepidosauria; Squamata; Varanidae
Product: zinc finger protein RFP-like
Exons: 5
Coding region: 841-1932 (363 amino acids)
Molecular function (GO): zinc ion binding
Source: RefSeq, a predicted model, not a curated record
CCAGGUCCUGCGAGGAGUGAGUUGUUUCAUCUGGCUUGCUCCGGGGUAUCUUUCUCUUCCUACCCAUUUCUGUUAUUAUCUGGCCUGCCGCUCGGAUAUUUAGGUGGCUCUGCGUCAAGUCAAAUUUUAAAUUCUCUCCAGUCUAGCCUUGAUUCGUAUUCAAAACUUGGUACUCCCCACUCCACUCUGGUUAGCAGGGCGACAAGCAGGGGAGGUUUCCAUGGGGAAACAGGGCUCUAUUUGGGGCCAGGUGCAAUCCUAUUUUAAUUCUUCCCUGGAAAAUUCCUUGUGACUUCCCCUGAUUCUGAUGGAGUCUCACCUGCGAACUGAUUCCUCGCACAUCCCUACUCCAGACUUGGCUCUUCCAGAUGUCCGUGAAGAUGGCCACGUGAAGUUUGUAAGCCAAGGUACCACUGUAUCUCGAAGUGCCUCUUCCUUGCAGAAUCCAGCCUGCAGGUCAAGCAGCUCUCACAGGGUUUUGGGAAUCCUCCUCGCUGCUCCACCUUGAGCAUCUCCUUGCCUGGGGGCCACUGGCUUCUAUUCCAUCCUCUGGACAGAAAGGCCAGGCAAAGCCCACGUUGUCCUGAAGUUUCCCCCUUUCCUGUUGCGCUGUCUCAAUCCAUUCAGCCCUCUGGCUUCACUCUCAUGUGCCUCCAGCAAAGUGCCCACCUGAUCCCCUCUCCCCAAACUUUGCAUAUAACAGACGGGGCAUAAAAACAUCCAGUACAGACACCUUCUUACCAGUUCCUUGCGGUGCCAGAUAACGCCGCAUGUUAUUUCUUAAUAACAUAAAUAAAACGACCCUUCGCUAGAUUCAGAGGAACAGAGAACAGUGACUUGAUGAGCUGCAUGUGGCAGGAAGUGACUGUGUGGUGCUGGAAAGUAAACCUGGACGGAGUCACAUGGGUGGCUUGGGCCUCAGAGCGAGGCCGGGCCGGGCUCGCAUUUACGGGAAGGAAACUCCCACUUACUGAUCUGUGGAAAGUGAAACCGCUGUGUGCAGCAGCCAUGGCUGACACCCCCAAGAGCACCAUCUGGGCUCUCUGCGAGGAAUCCACUUGCCCCAUCUGCCUGGAUUAUUUCAGGGAUCCCGUGAUCAUUACCGAGUGUGGGCACAAUUUCUGCCGAGCCUGCCUGAGCCAGAGCGGGGGGAAUUCAGAUGCACAGGCCUCCUGCCCCCAGUGCAGGGGGACCUUCCAGAAGAGCAGCCUCUGGCCCAAUCGGCAGCUGGCCAGGAUUGUGGAAAUCGCCAGAAAAUCAAGGGAAGAGGCCGUCAAAGGUGCUGAAGGGAAGGUGCAACUCUGUGAGAAGCACUGGGAGCCCCAGAAACUCUUCUGCAAGGACCACGAAGCCCCCAUCUGCCUGGUGUGUGACAGAGCCAAGGAGCACAAGGAUCACCAGGUGGUUCCCCUGGAGGAGGCGUCCCAGGAGUACCAGGAUCUGCUGCAGCGUCGCCUGGAGAGUCUGAGGGAUGAGAGAGGAAGGAUUUUGGCAUGUAAAGCAGAGGCAGAAAGGGAGAAGCAGGCGCUGCUGGAGCAAACAAAGGCAGAGCGGGAGGAGAUGGUGGCUCAGUUCAGGCGCCUGCAUCAGUUCCUGGAAGAGCAAGAGAAGUAUCUCCUUAUCCAGGUGGACGAGUUGCAGGAGGAGAUUGGCAGGAAAGCGGAGGACCACCUGGCCAGGCUUUCCAAGGAACUCUCUUCCCUUGAAGGCAUCAUGCGGGAGGUGGAGGAGAAGAGCCGGCAGCCGGCAGCUGAACUCCUGCAGGAUGUGAGAAGCACCUUGCAGAGAAGUGAGAAGGAGCCCUGUGAGAUCCCAGCGGCUGUCCCUCUGGAGCUGAAACGGAGGAUCUGGUACUUCUCUGAUCGAAAGCCUGAUCUGGAGGGAUGGAGGAAGCAAUUCCCUGGAGUCAUGAGUGAAUCCAAAGGUAUUUAGAUAAGACUGGGAAGAUCCUCUCCUUCUCUUGCUGCUGUUAUAAGUGAUGGUAAAAGCUGCAAUGGGAGGAUUUUGGUUGCCUGGCUACUGGUUCACUAAUUUUUUGUUGCCUUGUUUCCCCACCGGGAAAAUCAGCUGGUGUGGAGAGGGCUUCCUGGGGGUUUUCAUUCCUGCUUUGUGUUUCACCACAUAGAAACUGGGAAGACUGGUCACGUCCUGUGCCUUUUCUUUAGCAAAGCCUCUGAUGAAGUGCCCCAUGAGACCUUCGGUGGCAAAUUAGCUGAAAGAGGGGAUCAGCUCUCAAGGGCGCCACAGUUGGCCAUCUUGAGUAUUACAGAGAGUUCAGUGCUCCGCAAUUUCAGAAAAUGCAGACAGGCUGGGAAUGGUUGAGAUGAUCUGAGGACUGGAAACGAAGCCCCGGGGGGAGGGAUUGGAAGAGCUGGGCCUGUUUAGCCUCAAGCAGAGAAGACUGAGGGGAGAUAGGAUGUCAAAUAUUUGAAAAGAUAGUAAGAGGGGAGGGCCGAGUUCUCUUUUUUAUCAUAAAUGGUUGCAGGACACGCAAGAAUGGGCUCCGGUUAAGGGACUGCUGAUUCCAGCUACGUAUCAGGAGCCUUUUGCAGACCGUUGGAGCAGUCCGACAGUGGAGCCAAUGAGCCCGGGAGGUGGGGUCUGUCCCAGCCUGGAGGCAGCCCAGGUGCAGCUGGAAGCCCUCUGGGAGGGACGCUUCAAGAGGAGGCCUGCACUGAGCAGGGCGCUGGGCCUGAGGGCCCUCUUGCCCCUUCCAGCGCCACUACUCUGUGAUUAUUCAAUUUCCACAUAAUUUUGGAAUCUGGAGGGGUCAUCCUGGAAGGUUGCUUGCUGGGAGCUGCAUGGCAGAAGAAACAAAGCGUCACCUGUACCCAUUUCUGGCCCGCCCCCCUUUCUAGCUUGGGGUCCCCAUGUGCACAGGAAGCCCCAUUGUGGCUUCCCCCGUUGCCAGCCUGCGGAGUGGGGGCCGCAGCUCCCCAGGAAUCGCUGUUGGGCUACAGGCAGCGCCUGCGGUUCAGCCGUGCAGGGAAGCCUGGCCAGGCGGAUUCGCGGGACACUCUCCGGUUCUGCCCUUGCGGAAUGGAAGGGGCCCCUUUACUUGUGAGUCGCACUUUCCUUCUUGCACUCAUGGAUGGGCUGUUGCCAAAAUGCUGCUAUGCUCCAGUUUCACUCCUGUUUCGUUUUGUUUCCCAGCCACUCUCCCAGGUUGUGGGUUUGCUUGUUUCUUAGAUUGAGAAAAAUACGGUCCUAUUUUAGAGAAAGAGGCCUGGCACUGGUUUUCCUCCAAUACUUGCACUGUUUCCCCAGGGCAUCGCGCCACCUGCGGG